Rubroshorea leprosula is the source of this 1788-nucleotide messenger RNA. The record is from the annotation of a GenBank genome assembly. Lineage: Eukaryota; Viridiplantae; Streptophyta; Magnoliopsida; Malvales; Dipterocarpaceae.
CUUCCAUCUCUAAAAGCUAAACACAAGAACAAAUUAUGGAGUCCUCUUUUGCUCACUUCUUGGUUUUUACUGUUUUGCUAGUUUUUUCCUUUCAGCCGUGUUUCCAACAUCCAUUCUGUCAAAGAGAUGAGCGCCUUGCCUUGUUACAGUUCAAAGAAAGCUUUGUCAUCGAUAAGCAUGCUUCUUCCAAUGAUCCUUUUGCUUAUCCUAAAGUCAUUCUUUGGAAAUCUCAAGUGAUGGAUUGCUGCUCUUGGGAAGGCAUAUGGUGUGACCAAGACACUGGUCAUGUUAUAAGCCUUGAUCUCAGUAGUAGUUGUCUUUUAGGUAAUUUGCCUGAGUUUCAGUUUCACAACCAGCUUAUGGUUCUUGCAAUUCACUUCACAAAAUUUUCUGGUAAGUUACCAACCUCAAUUGGAAUGCUCAGCUCUUUGGAGUUUUUGAAUGCUGGUAGUUUUAACUUCUCAGGCUUAUUGCCAUCUUCUUUGGGUAAUCUUACCAAGCUUGAAAGCUUGACCCUUGAUAACAAUAGCUUCACUGGUACAGUUGAGAUUGACACAUUUCUUGAGCUCAAAUACUUGAAAUGAAACAACAUUAAAGGCCCAAUUCCUCCAACUUGGGUAGCUGGAAACAAUCUACAAGUGAUUAAAUUAGGACAGAAUAAUUUGCAAGGAAAGGUACCAAGAUCAUUGGCAAAUUGUAGAAUGUUGGAGUUUCUUGAUCUUGGUAACAAUCAUAUCAGAGAUACCUUCCCUUAUUGGUUGGGAACUCUUCCCAGAUUGAAGAUUCUCAUUUUGCAUUUCAACAAAUUCAAUGGUGCAAUUAAUGUUCUAGAGUCAAAUUCCUUAUUUCCUAAUCUACGGAUUGUUGACCUUCCUCAUAAUGGUUUUGUUGGUCCUCUACCAACAAAAUACUUCAACUUGUGGAGUGCCAUGGUAGAUGUUGAUGAGGAGAACACAAAAUAUUGGCAUGCAUAUGACAAUUAUGUGUUGAAUGGCGUAAUCGGUGCCAGUCCAUACCCCUACUCAAUGACAAUAACAAACAAAGGAGUGAAAAUGGAAUAUGCAAAGGUAUUAGAGAUUUUCUUAGCCAUUGAUCUGUCUUGCAACAAAUUUGACAGAGAGAUUCCAGAUGUAGUAGGGAGCUUAAAGGGACUUCAACUGCUCAACCUUUCCAACAACAUCCUUGUUGGUCCAAUCCCACCAGCCUUGGGAAAUCUCAAAAAUCUUGAAGCUCUAGACCUUUCUCAAAACAAGCUUGUAGGAAGCAUUCCCACGCAGCUGACACAGCUCAAUUUCCUUGAAGUUUUCAAUGUUUCUUACAACCAUUUGACAGGACUUAUCCCGAAUGGCCAACAAUUUGAUGCAUUUGAUAAUAGCUCAUUUGAUGGGAAUUUAGGGUUGUGUGGAUUGCCUCUGUCAAGGAAAUGUGACAAUUCAAAGGUCUCGCCUCCACCAUCUUCAAACUCUAAAGGAAAUGAAGAUUCUGGAUUGCUAGCUGAAUUUGGUUGGAAAGCAGUGGCAUUGGGUUAUGGAUGUGGAUUCCUUGUUGGUAUGGUGAUUGGAAACAUUGUUUUUGCAAGAACAUGUGAGUGGUUGAUGAGGACUUACCGAAUCAAGAUGUCAAGGAGGAGAAGGAUGAGGAGGAUCAUUUGAAAACGAAUGUUUAUCUGUUGGUGGUAGCCUCUAGCUAUGUAUUGUUUUGCCUACGUUUCUCUGUUUUUCUUGUUUUUAUUUUGUGUGUGCGAAUUGUUGUACUUUAAAGCUGCAUCAAUAAAUUGCACUUCAACUU